GUGACCGCGGUGAUAUGCUGGCGUGGUUACUGGACUUCACGUUAGUUCUUACUGUUUAUUUCCGUGUCAGUAAGAUUUGAAGAAAAUCACGGGAAGAACGUAGCUCGUAUCUCGCAGAAACAGUGAAGUAUUUGUAAAAAAUGACGGGUGUAAGUGGAGCAGCCAGCAUAACCGGCAGUCCGUUGUCAAAAUGGCAACUCGCACUAGCUGUUGGUGCGCCGGUUGCCUUGGGCCUCGGUUAUAUAUAUUACAAGAACGCCAAUAAGCCAGUAUCGAAACCUAAUCGUGGUAAAUUGAAAAGCAACUCAAAGGAAAAUGGUACAUCGGCUGCUGACAAACAAAUCUCUAUCGAUGUUGAUUGUCCACCGAAUACUGCAACCAAUUUUGAAAUUGAGUCACCAUUGGAGAAAGCUCAACGAUUUAAAAACAAAGGAAACGAUUAUUUCAAUACUGGAAGAUACGACGAAGCAAUAGUGCAGUACAAUAAUGCAAUCGAUACCUGUCCUGUGGAGAACACUGAUGAUUUAGCUACAUUUUACCAAAACAGAGCUGCUGCCUAUGAACAACUGAAAAAGUACAGUGGAGUGAAAGCAGAUUGCACAAAAGCUUUAGAAUUAAAACCAAGGUAUGCAAAAGCAUUAUUACGUAGAGCACGAGCAUUGGAACACUAUAAUGAUUUAGAAGCAGCUUUAGAGGAUGUCACAGCUGCUUGUUUUGUGGGAGCCUUCACUAACAAGACGGCGGUGGUAAUGGCAGACAGGCUCUUGGAACAAUUAGGUAAAAAGCACGCGAUUCAAUAUUCGUCACAUAUGAAGCAUAUAAUGCCUAGUAAACAUUUCAUUAAAAAUUAUAUUAAUAGUUUCCAUUAUGAUCCUGUUUUUACAAUGCUUCAAAACGACGACGACGACAACAGUAAUAUAUCUCCGAGUUUCGCAAAAAUUUUAAAAUGUGUAAAGGAGCAAAAAUAUGACGACGUAAUACCACUUUGUACAGAAGAGAUCGAUAGUUCCGAUCCAGAUACAUUGCCACACAAAAUGCAAGCGUUACUUCUACGAGCUACGUUUUACCUUUUACAAGCGCAGUAUGACGCUGCGAUCGAAGAUUUUGGAACAAUUAUAAACAGCGACAAUGUUUCAAAGGACAUUAAAGUAAAUGCCUUAAUAAAACGUGGUAGUUUGUAUAUGCAGGUAGAACGUCCUGAGAUAAGUUUGUCCGAUUUUGAUUUGGCCGUCGAACUCAAUCCUGAUUGUAGCGAUAUUUACUCGCUCAAAGGACAGGUAAAUAUGCGUACAGAUAAUAUUGAGGAAGCCAGAGAAAACUUUAAAAAAGCUGUUGAACUUAAUCCCAAUUUUGGGGUGGCAUAUGUACAAAAAUGCUAUACAGACUAUCAUUAUGGCAUGAUGAAGAAAGACAUGGGAAUGGUAGUAGAUGCUUUGAAUGAUUUUGAAAAGGCGUUUGAAAAAUUCCCAAACUGCAUCGACUGUUACAUUCUAUUUGCACAGAUAUUAUCAGAAAAAGAAGAAUAUUAUAAAGCAGAUACUUAUUUUGCUACAGCAAUGGAGAUAGAUCCUAAUGAUGCUCUAAUCUAUGUACAUAGAGGUUGGUUACAAUUGAAAUGGAAAGGUGAUGUGAAUAAAGGUAUUGAAUAUAUCAAUAAAGCUAUACAAUUAGAUGAUAAAUGUGAAUUUGGAUAUGAAGCCUUAGCAACGAUUGAAGCUCAGAGAGGAAAUCUAGAAGAAGCAAUACCAUUAUUCAACAAGGCGUUGGCGCUCUGCCGUACCAAUACGGAGCUUAUACACAUGUUCAGCUUAAUAGACGUCACAAAAACGCAACUUGCAUUAAAAGAAAAAGGUUUUGAAACAUUAUUAAAUAUACGGACUGUUUCAUAAAUUUUCAUAAAAGCUGUAUCGAUUAAAGUCAAAAUUUCAAAUAAAAGAUAUGUAUAGUUACCAGAAGUAAAGAAUGAAAUUUUAUAUAAGAUUUUAAUAGAAAUUUCAUAAUAUCACGCUUGUGAAUUGUUCUCA
Molecule: messenger RNA, 2024 nt
Organism: Colletes gigas
Lineage: Eukaryota; Metazoa; Arthropoda; Insecta; Hymenoptera; Colletidae
Gene: Tom70
Product: mitochondrial import receptor subunit TOM70
Exons: 8
Coding region: 141-1889 (582 amino acids)
Molecular function (GO): protein binding
Source: RefSeq, a predicted model, not a curated record